Molecule: messenger RNA, 1886 nt
Organism: Petromyzon marinus (sea lamprey)
Lineage: Eukaryota; Metazoa; Chordata; Hyperoartia; Petromyzontiformes; Petromyzontidae
Gene: TSLIG2
Product: chromosome 4 C2orf49 homolog
Biological process (GO): embryonic morphogenesis
Cellular component (GO): tRNA-splicing ligase complex
Source: RefSeq, a predicted model, not a curated record
GUACAAAACAGAGAAAAGGCGCGGGAAGAUGGCGCGAGGUGGCGAGGCCGCGGAGUCUCGGGAGGAGCCGCCGCAGCCGCCGCCGCAGCCGCCGCCGCAGCUCCACGAGCUACUGCUCGGGCCGCCCGCAGAGCAGCAGCGCGCCGAGAGGCUCUGCAGCGCCAUCGCGCAGAGGGGAGUGGCGGCUCUUGGGAGCCUGAGCGGCAUGGACCACGCGCAGCUGGUGGCGCUGUACCGAGCCCACGUGCUGCCGCUGCCCCAGAGGGAGCUGAGAGGAGACUCUAACUGGGCCCAGCGAGUGAUCCAGAGGGGCGGCACGCGGGCGGCUCAAUCGCACGCGACGGCGCCAGCAGGGUCACCAGCAGGAUUGAAACAUUGGAAUGAAAACCGCAAGCGGCCUCUGAUAGUUUUCGACGGAGCGUCGACAAAAACGGUGAUUAAAGUGCGGCGCGUCUCGGCAGAGGGAGGAGGCACCAAUCUUCCAGCCACAGAAGGAAAAGUCGCUGUCAAAAGCCCAGUGCCCAGCCUGGCCCAAGUCUCUCCCAGACUCCCGGAGCCCUCGAAUGGGGCAGUGCCCACCUCCCCGAGCUGCGUACUCUCUAAGGGUGCAAUUGCACCUGGCGGCGACGCCGUGAGCUCGGUCAAGGUGAAGAGAGUGCCGAGCGUGGACCCCAAACGCGAGGAGAAGUCGGUCGGGAGCCCCGAAGUGAAGUCAAAAAUUCAGCGCAUCAAGUGGCCCUGAUCCCCAGGGCCUGCGCUGCUCUCACACAGUAGUGUUGGGCGCUGCCGCCGCCGUGCGUACAAACCGCAAGUUUUUAUUUUCCGGCGUUUUGGGUUGUUUUCACGCAAGGCUCGCACAGGUCAUGUCCUUUGUUAUUUGUGUUCCUUUAAGAGUCCCUCGUAUGUUUUUAGCACGCAAAGGCAUUGUUAUGACAGUGGUGUUGUACAUAUAUAUGUAAGUUGGGAGGGGGGGGGUACAUCAUGUUUUUGAAGACAAAUGCUGUCCUUCAAACUCGGCCGAGCAUCGAGGCUUGUUGUUAAGCUCCACCUUGUGUGCCGACCUUCUUGAUGUUGGGAUUGGUUAAAAUUAAGCGCAAAACUCAAGGUUGUGUACUUUUCUAAUCCUGUUUGGGAGAUUAAUUUCCGUGAAACAUGGACGAAUGAACGUGUGGCUUCGACAAUGUCCACCUUGCUCCGUUUAAUGCAUACGGCGAGUCCUCGCUUCGCGCGCGACAUUCACACGCAACGCGUUUUCACUAACACGGUUCUUCCAUUAGGGAACACUUCUUGCACAACGCGGAAUGCGUACCUUAACGCGGAGCGCUCAUCGUUAUUACGCAGUUUGUAAGCGGUCGACGAUGAACUACUUUCUUGAUCUGCGCAGCCAAGCUGUGAUAGAGUAUGUGGAAUGAUUCAGUAGCGCUGUGGUGCACCCUCGGUUAAUACCGCCAUCUCACCACUUGUACGUGGUACAUCGUAUCUCGCCAAACUUAUUAUGGGGAAGUUGUUUUUUAAAAGCGUUUUUCGCUUAAUGCGCCACUUUUCAGGAACGCAUCUACCACUACCGUGUUAAACGAGGACUUGCUGUAUAAAUGCUGGCCAUGAGCGACGGAGGAAUCGCAUUCAGCUGCAAGCACGCGAGCGUUGCGACCAUGCAGGUGGACUGGUUUUAAAUUGCAGCGUGGUAGGUACUUUUUUUGUUACAUAUCCAAUGUAAUAAUGCAUGGGUGAUACGUGUACUUUGCUGUUUGGUUUCAGUGCAAUUACUUGAUUAAAUUAAUACGCUUAACAGUUUAGUCUCUCAUCUCACGCUGGUUUGCUUCCAAGUUCUACUUGUGUUAUUUGAUCUGUCCACAGUGACUGAACAUUAAACCUUUACAUCUUUG